This is a messenger RNA of Heterotrigona itama, 1582 nucleotides long. The record is from the annotation of a GenBank genome assembly. Lineage: Eukaryota; Metazoa; Arthropoda; Insecta; Hymenoptera; Apidae.
GAACGUAUAGAAUUAAAGUCCGCGAAGCACAGAACCGAUUUGCUUUUAAAACGAUUAAAUGGCGGACUGACAAUACUGAUCGGUGAUUGGUUGAAAAUGGACUGAAGAAUUGAAGUUAUACAGGUAAAUUAUACGUAUUAUAUACCAAUAUAGUGAAUGUGUACUUACACAAAUCUGAAAAUUUAAAAUAACAAUAAUAAUCAGUUCCUAUGUUUUUUCAAUACUCUAUUAUUAUUUACAUUUUUUAUUACAAGAUAUUCUUAUUUUGACAUUUUAUUUGUGUUGUUAUAUUUAUUAUAUUUAUUAUAAAGCUAUUUAUACGUAAUUAUGUUAUAAAGUGAAAAAGAAAUUAUGUAUAAUUGUACAAAAAUUGAUAAAAAAAAUGAUGUUUUAUUUCUAUUAGUUAGUUUAUUUAUUAGUGAAGUCUAUAUGUAUUUCCUUAUAUACUUAUGCAAGUUAUGUGUAAGUUAUGUGCACUUAUUGUUAUUAAAAAUAUUAUAUAAACAACAUUAAAUAUGUUAAAAAUCAAUAAAAAAUAUGUUUAAAAAAUAUGUGAACUAUCAGCUGUUUGUUUCUUUAUUUUUAGGUUAAAGUUUACUUAAUUUGAGAAAUAUUUUAUACUUUAAAAACAGUGUUAUAAAAAUGUCUACUACAUCAGGAGCAAAUAAUCCAUUUAAGGAUGAAGCAUUAAUAGAGAAUUCUCAACAUUUUGAAGAACGUGCAGAACGAAAUCGUCAAAAAGCAUUGCUUUUAAAAAAGUCUAAAAUAGUUUCUCAUCCUUACAUAAGAAGUGAAGAUGGAGAUUCAACAAAGAGUGCAUCCUUUAAAGUUCAAGGACAACGUGUUAUAGAUAGUGGAGGAGGUUUUCUUAUAGAAGAAAGUGAUGAAUUAGAAGAAGAAAUGUUAAAAAUAACAUCAGAUCCUGCACCAAUACUUAUAGAUUUUCCUUAUUGUGAUGAAUGUAAAAAAGAAUUUAAAGAUUCAUAUUUAUUACAGACAUUUAAUAUGUCUGUAUGUGAUAACUGCAGAGAUCCCAAGGGCAAACAUUCUUUGAUUACAAAAACUGAAGCAAAACAAGAGUAUUUAUUAAAGGACUGUGAUUUAGAUAAAAGAGAACCUCCAUUAAAAUGUAUCACUAAAAAGAAUCCUCAUAAUGCAAAUUGGGGCGAAAUGAAACUGUACUUGCACUUACAAGUAGAACAGAGAGCUUUAGAAGUAUGGGGUUCUGAAGAAAAAUUAUUAAAGGAAAAAGAAUUGCGUGAUAUUAAAAAGGAGGAGACUAAAAUAAAAAGAUUUAAUAAGAAGAUUAAACAAUUGAGAAUGCAAGUCAGAAGUUCGUUGUAUGAUAAAACAUCAAAAGCAUCUCAUACACACGAAUUUGGAGAAGAUACAUAUAAUGAACAUAAUGAUACAUAUACACACAUUUGCAUUACUUGUGGAUAUGCAGAAACAUAUGAGAAAAUGUAAAUUUUAUAAUAAUAAUGUAUAUUAUGAUAUUUAUUAGACAAUUUUCAGAUAUAAUUUUCUUAUAUUGAGUAAUUUGUUCAUGAUUCGUGAGAUGCGUACACAUAAUAAAAAAGGA